Molecule: messenger RNA, 750 nt
Organism: Humulus lupulus (European hop)
Lineage: Eukaryota; Viridiplantae; Streptophyta; Magnoliopsida; Rosales; Cannabaceae
Product: non-functional pseudokinase ZED1-like
Exons: 3
Coding region: 1-750 (249 amino acids)
Biological process (GO): protein phosphorylation; cell surface receptor signaling pathway
Cellular component (GO): plasma membrane
Molecular function (GO): protein serine/threonine kinase activity
Source: RefSeq, a predicted model, not a curated record
AUGUUUUCAUGCUACACAAAUAACAAGAACAAGACACAGGAAAAUGAGUUCUUUAUGAAGAAUGGAGCUGCAGUGUUAGAGCAUACCAUUCUUUUGUUUAGUGGAAAAACCAAUCCACUUCGAUCAUACUCUUCUCAACAACUCAAUAGGGCAACGCGCAACUUCGAUUCUAGUAGGCUGAUACACCAGAGUGGGAACAACAAGUUGUAUAAGGGGCAAUUGAUGGAGAAGAUUGUGUAUGAGUUCCCGAUUCAUGGCAAUCUCUCUCAUUUUGUCAAAACAUAUGGUGAAGAAGCACCACUGCCAUUUGAGACCAACUUAAGGAUUGACCAAGACUAUGCUGCCAAGCUGUUUGAUUUUCAAUCAUCACUUCUGAUUCCUGAAGGCAAAACUCAUGUAGAUGUGGAUCAGAUUAAUGGGAUUGUAGGGUAUAUAUCUCCUGAGGCAUGUUUUCAUGGACGUUAUUUAGAAAGGAGUGAUGUCUAUGGUUUUGGGGUUCUACUAUCUGAAUUAUUGACAGGAAAGAAUUUGGGACAACUACUUUGGUAUAUUUAUGAUUCGGCUGAUAAGAAAGACCUGAAUACUCAUAGAUCUAGGCUUGCCUUUUUGUUUUAUUCAUAUGCAAAGGCAAAGAAAGUUUAUGGAUAUGAGAGUGAGUCUGAGUAUUCAGGUCGGUAUGUUGCACCUCGCAAGGCUCAUGCAAAGAAGAAAAAGGAAACAAAAAAGGAUAAAGGCAAAUAUAUUUCUUAG